Cataglyphis hispanica is the source of this 3882-nucleotide messenger RNA. RefSeq lists its product as uncharacterized. The transcript has 5 exons. Bases 115 to 3021 code for a protein of 968 amino acids. NCBI's taxonomy places the organism in Eukaryota, Metazoa, Arthropoda, Insecta, Hymenoptera, Formicidae. The record is from RefSeq and is a predicted model, not a curated record.
CUCAGUCGCUCUUGACUUUUCGACCAUCAAGAUAUCGGUGAAACAGACAAAACAAGAAGAGAUAUCGUGCGUGAUAGACAAAUAAUCAGUUUUAUUGCAAAAGUGAAAAUCGUCAUGAAAUUGCUCAAGUGUUUGGUGCCCAUAGUGGUGCUACUAUUAAUUAAAAAUUCUUCCGCAAGGCCUGGUGUGCUAGGUGAUUUAGUUGGAGGCCAUGUCGGUAGUUUGCUGGAUCCAUUGGGAAUUUUUAAGCCUAAGAGCCAAGCAAGUAGCCAAGCUAACGCUCAAGCUAACUCCCAAUCGCUAGGAGGAGGUUUAAAUAUCGGACCAAUCGGAAUCGGAGGUGGAUUUUCUUCAUCUUCAGCAUUGUCAUCAGCGUCAGCAAACGGCGGUGGUUUGUCUUCGGCUUCAGCGAAAGCGGAUGCUCAAUCUCAAGGAUAUGGAGGAUACGGCGGUUCCAACGCGCAAGCGUCCGCUAACGCUAAUGCACAAGGUGGUUAUGACGGUUCUUCGGGAAUCCUGGGGGGUUAUGGGAAUAAUGGCGUGAAUGACGGUUAUUAUCGUCCCGGUGUCAGUCAGGUUCCUAUUCAAGUCAAUCGACCGGAUUACGGAAGUCACGGUGGCUCUCAGUCUAGUGCUAAUGCUAACGCUAAUGCGAACGCCAACGCCAUCGGCAACGGUGGCAGUGGCGGAGCUUUUCCGGGAAGCUCUUAUUAUCCAAUACCUUCCCAAGGACCCAAGGUCGUCGGCAAUGCUAAUGCCAACGCUCAUGCGAAUGCGGCUGCAAACGCCGCGGGUAGUGGUGGAAUAAAUGUCGUCCCAGGCAAAUAUCCUGGCGGAAGAAUAGAUCAGAUAGAAGUCAUUCCGGUGAACACAUUACCGAUCUCUCAACCAACCUCUUCAGUAUAUCCAACACCUCAACAGCCUAUCUAUCAGCCAAUUUCUCAAGGAGUGGGUAAAGGAGACACUGCGAUUAUUAUCGUCGAGGAUUCACCAUCAGCGCAGUAUCCGCCGCAUCAUCAUCGUCCAGGUCCUUCUCAUCAUUAUCAACAUCGUCGGCCGCAUUACGGGCGUAAACCAACAAAGCAACAGCCUGUCGAGAUCAUUAUUAUCGAGGAGCCAGCGCCUAGCCAAGCUAAUGGUUACGGAAAUGGUGGUAUUCAAGGAACAUAUCCUGGAGGAGCUUAUGGUGACAAUCCCUUCUUAUCAGGCGGCUCUGGAUCAAAUGCCAAUGCCAAUGCUAAUGCUAAUGCUAACGCCAACGCUCAAGCAGGUGCAGGCGGUAGCGGCAGUAUCUUAGGAGGACAUGGAAAUUACGGAGGACAACAAGGUAGCAAUUACCCAACAGUUCCAUCAAGUCCAAUCGGCGGAAACAAUCCGUUUUUAAACGGUGGACAUUCUGGCGCCGGUAGUGAUGCCACUGCUAACGCUCAGGCCAAUGCAAACGCUGGAGCCAGUAAUACCGGACAUCAAUCGAUAGGUGCACAUAAUCCGUUCCUCAAUGGCGGCGCAUCCUAUGGUAACGCGGGAGGAGCGGGAGGAAUAAAUUAUCAACCAGGUGGUUCAGGUAUUGUUUUGGGCGAAAAGCCCAAGGGCAUUCCUACAACAUAUCCUGGACAAUUCCCUGGAUCAGGAUCGGGCUCGCUCGGAUCAGCAGGAGCUAAUGCUGGCGCUAAUGCCAAUGCCGGUUCUAUUGGAGGAGGACCGAUCAAAAGCAGUCCGAUAUCUGGAUCAGGCGGAUACGGCGGUGGAUCUUCCGGAUCGACCGUUCUUGGUGGUUAUGAAGGUCAAGGAUCAGGUGGUCCGAGCUUUGGCGGAUUUGGAGGACAAGCUGGAGGUUCAUCCGGUGCCAAUGCUAAUGCCAAUGCUGGAGCUACUAGCGGAAGCAGCGGAACCGGUGGUCAUAAAAAUGGCGGAAUUGUUCUUGGAGGAUCCGGUAGUCAAGGAACUGUUCUCGGAGGAUCUGGAAGUCACGGAGGAUACGGUAGCCAAGGCAGCGGUGGAUAUGGACAAGGCGGCUCUUCUGGAUUGAACCUUGGUGGAUAUGGCAGUGGUUCUUCUGGUGCUAAUGCUAAUGCAAAUGCAGGAGCUGCUGGCGGAACUGUUCUCGGAGGAUCUGGAAGUAAUGGAGGAUAUGGUAGCAGCGGUGGAUAUGGACAAAGUGGCUCUUCUGGAUCAAAUCUUGGAGGAUAUGGCAGUGGCACAUCUGGUGCCAAUGCUGGUGCCAACGCUGGAGCUACUAGCGGAAGUAGCGGAACCGUCCUCGGAGGAUCUGGCGGUCAUGGAACCGUUCUUGGAGGAUCCGGUGGUCAUGGAAGUAGCGGAACUGUUCUUGGAGGAUCUGGAAGUCAUGGAGGAUUCGGUAGCAGCGGUGGAUAUGGACAAGGCGGCUCUUCUGGAUCAAACCUUGGUGGAUAUGGCAGUGGUUCUUCUGGUGCUAAUGCUAAUGCUAAUGCUAAUGCUGGAGCCACUAGCGGAAGUAACGGAAUUGUUCUCGGAGGAUCUGGCGGUCACGGAGGAUUCGGUAGCCAAGGCAACGGAGGAUAUGGACAAGGCGGCUCUUCUGGAUCGAAUCUCGGUGGAUACGGAGGAGGUUCUUCUGGUGCUAAUGCUAAUGCUAACGCCAAUGCUGGAAGUUCAAGUAAUGUCCUUGGUGGACACGGAAAUGGCGUUAAAGGAUCAGGCUCUGGACAUGGUGGAGGAUUUGGUGGAUAUGGCGGAUCAGCCGGAGGAGGCUCAAACGCCAAUGCUCAGGCGUCUUCUAAUGCAAUCGCGUCUGGCAGUGGCUCGUCCAAAGCCAUCUCCGACGCUGUGUCCAACGCGCAUACCAACGGUGGAUUGGCGUCGGCGAACAGCUCCAGCAAAUCGUCAGCCUUCACAAAUGGAUCAGGAUCCGCUAAUGCCAACGCACACGCGUCCAGUAACGCAUCUUCUGGGACUUACGGUGAUAUAGGAUCAAAGAGUUCAGCCUCAAGCCAUGCGUCAGCCUCCGCCGACACCAGGGACAUGUUGAUCUUCAGUUAAAUAUUGUGAUACAACGAAACGGACGAGGGGAUUUCCUUAACCACAAGAGCGACAUAAUACUCGUUAUUCAUGUUUUGAUACUUCACGAGUAAACAUAACCGAUGCGAAUAAUUGACGCAGUUAUUACUUAGUUUUAUGACAAAAUGUUAUAUAAAAUUAGAAAUAUAAAUCCAUGACAUUAUCUAAUAAUACGUUCAAAUUUAUAAUCAUGAGUUAUAAAUUUGUACGCAUCUUUAAGAAUCAUAAUCGUCAAUUGAAGUUGUUCUCAAAAUUGGAAUUAAUUUGAUUUUGAGAAUAAACAUUUUCAUUUGUAAACAUUCUUGAGCAUUUAUUAGAGAUUGUGUAAAAGUAAGUAGAUGAUCGCGAUGAUUUUAAAAUUUUUAGUACAAUAUUUAGAGCACUUAAAAAACCUUAACUUAAUACUUGUAUUUAUCGUCCCACGAAAUACAUCAGAGACAGAUCGAACAUUGUUUUGCUCAAUAUAAAAAAGUAUUUCACUAAAAUCAAAAAAUUGCGAUAUUAGAAUUUAGAUAAACAAUCUUUUGGAUACAAGUGAAGAGAAAUAAUCUAUAGACGAAACUGACGUUUAAAUUAGUUGAUUGAUGACGUAUCUCUCUCAGACCAAAUCAUUUUUAUACUUAAGCAUUUAUAGAUUUUAACUUAAUACUCUCUUUUUACUUAUAAGUAUACUUAAAUAUUAUAUAGCUGCGUUUAAAUCGUCUUCUUUUAAUUUUGGAUCUGUGAUUCAUAUGAAACGUGCCAAAAUGCUGAAAUAUUAUAAUAAUUAUAAGCAUAUAAGAAGAAAUGUAUAAUGCACCUAAAUGUUGUCUAUGAAAUUAAAAUCCUGAUUAAAAUAAUUAA